AUGGAUGAAGCUUGCAAUGACGCAUCAAAACAUCCGUGCCCAGGACCAAGUAGCAAAGAUGCUGGGAAACUCAAUGGAUGUAAAGAAUGCCCAAAUGCUUCUCUGUGUGCUCAACCAAAACAACUGGAUCCAGACAUACUGUUUAUUCAGCAAAGACUCAGCGAUAUAAAAGCCGUGGUUGCCGUAAUGAGUGGAAAGGGCGGAGUUGGAAAAAGCACAAUAACCAGGAAUAUAGCAGAGGUGCUUUCGCGGAUGAACAUCAGGACAUGCAUAUUAGAUCUGGAUCUGUCAGGUCCAAGCAUUCCUAAGCUUACAGGAACAAACGAUCAAGUAAUGUGUGAAGUAAAUAACAUAAUCAAGCCAAUCAAGAUCAAUGAAUUCCUCAGUGUUGUAUCGAUGGCAUACCUGGAAGAGCGUGAAGAUCAAGGAACCGCAUUCAGCUCAAACCUGAAGACAGGAAUAGUGAAGAAACUGCUGAAGUGCUGCGAUUACAAAGAUAUAGAGGUGUUGUUGAUAGAUACACCUCCAAACGUCACAGAUGACCAUCUGGGAAUGGUUGAGUUUAUCAAGCCACGCCAUGCAAUACUUGUAUCUACACCACAGAGAUUUUCAUUACAAGAUGUAGUGAGGCAGAUUGGAUUCUGUAAAAAGACAGGAAUACAAGUGAUUGGGGUUGUUGAAAACAUGAGGACAUUUGUUUGUGCAUCCUGUAAUCACAAGACAGAGGUGUUCAACAGUGUUGAUGUGCAGAAGUACUGCAUAGAAUGUGGACUUGAGUAUAUUGGAUCUGUUGACUUGAAGCAAAGUAUUGCGAAGCAAUCAGAUCUUGGAAUGCCUGUCCAAGAGGAAAUCUUCCAUAGAUUGGCAUGUAUAAUUGUAUCAACAUGCCUAGAAAGCAAUUAA
Ordospora colligata OC4 is the source of this 903-nucleotide messenger RNA. RefSeq names its product putative nucleotide binding protein. The transcript has a single exon. Lineage: Eukaryota; Fungi; Microsporidia; Ordosporidae. The coding region runs from base 1 to 903 and encodes 300 amino acids. Gene Ontology annotation, biological process: iron-sulfur cluster assembly. The record is from RefSeq and is a predicted model, not a curated record. Gene Ontology annotation, molecular function: ATP-dependent FeS chaperone activity; iron-sulfur cluster binding; ATP binding. Gene Ontology annotation, cellular component: cytosol.